Molecule: messenger RNA, 1359 nt
Organism: Orbilia oligospora ATCC 24927
Lineage: Eukaryota; Fungi; Ascomycota; Orbiliomycetes; Orbiliales; Orbiliaceae
Exons: 3
Coding region: 1-1359 (452 amino acids)
Source: RefSeq, a predicted model, not a curated record
AUGGUCAACAAGAGGAAGAAGAAGUCUGAUAACAGUGGCGAUGAGGGUGAUAAAAGUGAUGCCUCCGAACGUCGAGGCCGUCGAACAAGAUGGUGGUCCCUGCGAUCAAGAUCUGGCCCAGGUGGUGGCUCUGAAGCUGAACUCGGAGAAGGUCGGCCCAGACCUCGUUUGAGAUCUCCUCCUCCUCCUCAGCCCGAAGAACACAACACACAACAACAACAACAACAACAACAACACACUCAGAAAGAAGACUCUGACGACGACGAAGAAGACGACCCAAACAUCGACCCCACCACCGCCACCAACACCAUUUCAAACACCAACAUCCCUACCACUGCCCCUCCUCCUCCUCCCACUACAACCGCUACAACCAGAUCCAAAUCUGCUUCUCAACUUCCACCCUCCGACAUCUACUCUCACAGUUUAAUCGCCCCUCCUCGUCCUCGUCAAACCGUCAAUCGAAAGUUCUGGGACAUCAUUCACCGGCGACAAAGUUCAAAAAGAACUUCCAGAUCCGCUCCUCCUCAUACCGCUAACGACCACGAAGACCCAGAAUACAGGUCUUUCGACGCUGCUAAAGCCGUUCGCCCUUCCCCUAGGGUCGUUGACUAUCUUCCAAAGCCUUCCGAACGUGCUGCUAAAUUCGGUACCCCGCCGAGCAUCCUCAAGGAAUCCGGUGGCCCCAGGAGAUUUGAUUUCCCUCUCCCAGCUCCAACCGAAGCCGAAAGAAAUUGGCGCCAUACCAUCUCCCGUAUCCCAGGUGCCGUCGCUGGCGCUGUUCUUAAAGAAAGAGCUAGUGUAGAUUUCGAUAAAAAGAGCCGCGUCCACGGAUACUUCCAGUCCGAUCCUAUCUACCUCACAGAUAAUACCACCCCGGAGCGUAGACCUUCACCACCUCCAGUUGAACACAGCCUUUCCGAAUAUCUUGAUUCCCUGGUCCAUUCUGAUCAAGCAAAAGCAAAAUCCAAUAAAGACGAUAAUAAUAAUAAGGACAAUCAAAACCCUCAGCUAAAUUAUAGCUCUCUUUUCGACGAAUUCCAAGGUGAAAAACUACCGCCUGCCGCGACAGAAAAACCAAGGAGACGACGAAGUGUAGUUUUUGUCGAGCCUGAAGUUCCACUCAAUAGAAAUAGACGGAGUCUUCGACCCCGUCCUUCAUCUGGACCCGCAACCGCUGCAACCGCUGCAACCACCGCACUCGCUCAAAUAAAGGCUCAACAACAACAAGCUUCCAGCUCCAGCCGAGGGAAUCCAGGUUCUAGCAGUAGCAGUAGCGGCAAUAAGAAGAGCAAACCAUCCAAGAAAGGAUCCAAAGACAAGAAGGAUCCCAAAGAUGGCGGAGACGAAAACAAACCCUAG